Messenger RNA from Durotheca rogersii, 3009 nucleotides. RefSeq names its product FAD binding domain-containing protein. The transcript has a single exon. Gene Ontology annotation, molecular function: oxidoreductase activity, acting on the CH-CH group of donors. Lineage: Eukaryota; Fungi; Ascomycota; Sordariomycetes; Xylariales; Xylariaceae. The record is from RefSeq and is a predicted model, not a curated record. The coding region runs from base 550 to 2304 and encodes 584 amino acids.
UACCUAGGACAGGGCGAAUGCCCAUUACGACAUUCCAGUUUAGUGAUGCUCGCAUGUGAGAGAGGUACCUAAGGUUAGGUAGGUAUCUAGGCAGGUUGUGCCUGUAGUGAGGUUAGUAAAUCCCCGGGCUUACGAGGUAUUGUCGAGGUACCGCGGCUCGGCGUCGAGAGAGUGACGUUGCGUGGAAGCCCAUCCGUAACAACUCGCGACUGGCUGGGUACUUAGGCAUCCCUGUAUACAAAGGCAGAGACCGGCACUCUUCUCAUUUGUUUUCUCCUACACCUUUCCCCCCCUCGGUGAGACACGAAAUGAUACCCGUAGAAGCUCAGUAGAGCUGCGCUGCCUACCUAUUAGCUACCUCUGCCCGCCUGGUCUUCCUACCUUCCCACUUGCUUCCUCGCCUACCCCACAACAUUUCCCCCUGGCCCUCGACAGCUUCGCCUUCGUCGAGAGGAAACGGGAGAGAAGGGCAAUACCGAAAAGAGGGGAGAGAGGAGCGCAGAUUACGCACCGCCAAAGAGGCAUAGCACAGCGACCGACCGGGGGGGAAUGGCGAGCAAAGACGCCCCUGGGCCCGUCAUCAUCAUCGGCGCCGGCCUUGCCGGUCUCGUCACUGCCUUCGAGCUGUCGAGGAAUGGCGUGCGCGCCAUCAUCGUCGAUCAGGAGGGCGAGCAAAACCUCGGCGGGCAGGCCUUCUGGUCGCUCGGCGGCAUCUUCUGUGUCGACUCGGCGUCGCAGCGCCGUCUCGGCAUCCGCGACUCGCGCGCCCUCGCCCUGCGCGACUGGAUGGGGUCGGCGCGCUUCGACCGCCCCGACGCCGACGACCGCUGGCCCCGCCGCUGGGCCGAGGCAUUCGUCGACUUCGCCGCCGACGGCAUGGAGCGCUACCUCAAGGAGCGCGGCGCCAGCUUCCUCUUUAAUGUAGGCUGGGCCGAGCGCGGCGAUGGCACCGCCGACGGCCACGGCAACUCCGUGCCCCGCUUCCACAUCACCUGGGGCGCCGGCCCCGAGGUCGUCCGCGUCUUCGCCGACCCCGUCCGCGAGGCUGAGGGGAAGGGCCUCGUCGAGUUCCGCUUCCGCCACGUCGUCGAUGAGCUGAUCAUCGACGGUACCGGGCGCGCCUGCGGCGUCCGCGGCCGCGUCCUUGAGCCCGACCCCGCGCCCCGCGGCGUCAAGACUUCGCGCACCGCCGUCGGCAACUUUGAGCUCCGCGGCGCCGCCGUCGUCAUCGCGUCGGGCGGCAUCGGCGGAAACGUCGAGGCGGUGAAGCGGGCGUGGCCGGUCGACCGGCUCGGCCCCAAGGUGCCGGAGCACUUCGUCAUCGGCGUGCCGGCCCACGUCGACGGGCGCAUGGUCGAGAUCGCCGAGGGCGCCGGCGCGCGCUUCGUCAACCGCGACCGCAUGUGGCACUACACCGAGGGUCUGCAGAACUGGGACCCGAUCUGGCCGAGCCACGGGAUCCGGGUGCUGCCGGCGCCGUCGUCGCUGUGGCUCGACGCGACAGGGAAGCGGCUGCCGCCUUUCCUGUUCCCGGGCUGCGACACGCUCGCGACGCUGCGGCACAUCUGCGCGACCGGCUACGACUACAGCUGGUUCGUGCUGGACCAGACCAUCAUCGCGCGCGAGUUCGCCCUGUCCGGGUCGGAGCAGAACCCGGACCUGACGAGCAAGAGCAUCUGGCAGGUGCUGUGGAACCGGGUGUUCAGCUCGCGGGGGACGGGCCCGGUGCAGGCGUUCCAGCGGCACGGGCGCGACUUCGUGGUGCGCGAGACGCUGGAGGAGCUGGUGGCGGGGAUGAACGAGCUCGCGGACGAGGCGGGCGGGCCGCGGCUCGACGCGGCGGCGGUGCGCGAGGUGGUGGAGGCGCGCGACGCGCAGAUGGACAACGCGUACUGCAAGGACGCGCAGGCGAUGCUGGUGCGCAACGGCCGCGCGUACUGGCCCGACAGCCGCAGCCGCGUGGCGCCGCCGCACCGGCUGCUCGACCGCCGCCACGGCCCGCUCAUCGCCGUGCGCAUGAACCUGCUGACGCGCAAGACGCUGGGCGGCCUCGAGACGGACCUGCGGAGCAACGUGCAGCGGGCGGUGCCCACCUCUAACGGCGGCGGCGGCGGCGGCGGCACGGAUACUAAGCCGUUCCCCGGCCUGUACGCCGUCGGCGAGGCGGCCGGGUUCGGUGGCGGCGGCGUCCACGGGUACAACUCGCUCGAGGGCACGUUCCUCGGCGGGUGCAUCUUCUCGGGGCGGGCGGCCGGGCUGGCGCUCGCGGAGGAGCUCGGGGGCCGUCCCGUAGGGAAGAAGUAACGGUGACGGCGACAGGACGGGAUGAUAUUCAGAGGUGAGAUUAGGUUAAACACACUCUGGAUGACGCGACUUGCCGUGUUGUUAACAUUUGGUAUGUAAUGCCGUCGUUCGAAGCAACUCGGCGACCGCCGGAGUACGGAGGAGAUAGGGAUGUUGGCGCACUAGUUUUAUCCGCACGCGUAUACGAAACUUGAAUUCGGUUCCUAAUGCAAGAAUAUGGUGAAGGUAUCGUGAGACAUUGUAAUAGCCCCCUAGUUUAACACCCCCUGCCUGUGUUAUCGUAUGUAGGUACCUACCUAUAGGUAAUAAUAUCCCCGAUCGAGGUAAUAGGGACUCGUGUAUAUUAUCCUUUUCGAAAAAACCAUUCACUGUUCUGCUAACCAAUAUAGCGGAGCUUUACCAGAGAAGUUGGCUAGACAUCGUAACGCCCUCUCCAAAAUCGCAUUUCUCCCUUUGUUGGCGGUUGGGGGACUGGCCUAUGGUAUUGCAGGGUUUCGCCUUACGGGGUAAGACGACAGACACACACUCCUUGGCGUGGCCUAUCGUUGAUAGAGUAACGUCGGGUUUCCAAGGCCUCUUUAUAGCUACCCAUCAUGGGCUGGGCUCGGACUGACUGAUAAUAAUACGCAUUUCUCUCGCACUGCCUACCCCAGCGUUCCAAGGCAGCGCCAAGGCAGCGGGGGGGUGGAGGGGCUCAAGCGGUGU